Hibiscus syriacus is the source of this 1305-nucleotide messenger RNA. RefSeq names its product syntaxin-22-like. Gene Ontology annotation, biological process: intracellular protein transport; vesicle fusion; vesicle-mediated transport. Gene Ontology annotation, molecular function: SNARE binding; SNAP receptor activity. NCBI's taxonomy places the organism in Eukaryota, Viridiplantae, Streptophyta, Magnoliopsida, Malvales, Malvaceae. The record is from RefSeq and is a predicted model, not a curated record. The coding region runs from base 195 to 1016 and encodes 273 amino acids. Gene Ontology annotation, cellular component: endomembrane system; SNARE complex; membrane. The transcript has 7 exons.
CUGUGUCGUGUGCCUCAAUUCUCGCUCUGUUCUUGGGCUCUCUUUUUUCACCAAAUUUCCCUCGUGUUUUUCCUAACCGUGCAAUUGAAUAUCCCCUCUUAUCUGUUCCUUUUGUUUCCCCAUUCCUUUCUCUAGAAAAUUUCCUCUCUAAAUUUUCUCGGGAAAGUUAGGAUUUUUACAGAGAAGGAGCAAUCAUGAGCUUUCAAGAUCUGGAAGCUGGACGGCCAUAUGCGUCGAGGCAAACCCCGAUCAAUGGAAAGCAAGACGCCUCGCAAGCUGUGGCUUCUGGCAUUUUCCAAAUCAACACGGCCGUCUCCACCUUCCAGCGACUCGUCAAUACCCUGGGCACUCCAAAGGACACGCCUGAGCUCCGAGAAAAGCUGCAUAAAACAAGGCUACAUAUUGGGCAAUUAGUGAAGGACACUUCGGCUAAACUUAAACAAGCUAGUGAAAAAGAUCAUAACGCUGAAGUUAGCGCAAGCAAGAAGAUAACAGAUGCCAAACUUGCAAAGGAUUUUCAAGCUGUUUUGAAAGAGUUUCAAAAGGCUCAACGGCUUGCAGCUGAAAGAGAAACAUCAUAUUCUCCUUCAGUUCCUCAUGCAGUUCUUCCUUCAAGCUAUACAGCGGGUGAGAUGGAAAUAGGUUCAGAUAAAAGUGCCGAACAGAGAGCCCUUCUUGUCGAAUCAAGAAGACAAGAGGUCUUGCUGUUGGAUAAUGAGAUUGCAUUUAAUGUGGCUAUCAUUGAUGAAAGAGAACAAGGAAUUCAAGAAAUUCAGCAGCAAAUUGGUGAGGUGAAUGGGAUCUUCAAAGAUCUUGCUGUGCUAGUUCAUGAUCAAGGAACUAUGAUUGAUGACAUUGGGACCCAUAUUGAAAAUUCUCAGGCUGCCACUUCGCAAGCAAAAUCCCAUCUCGUGAAAGCAGCAAAGAGCCAGAGAUCAAAUUCUUCUCUGACCUGCUUUCUCCUAGUGAUAUUUGGAAUUGUGCUUCUGAUCGUGAUCAUAAUACUGGCAGCCUAGAAAGUCAUCCAAUAUGAUCAAGGACAAUUUAAAGAUGGUCCCUGCAGCAAAAAUGCGGUCCUUUCAGUAAAGUAUUUGAUGUGUUGUUUCUUUGCAAGACAUGAUGGCUGACUCGAGUUCACUUAUAGUUUAAAGUAUAUAGCAUGUGAUUAUGGGCAACCCAUUAUGAUAUUUUUGGUUGAUCCUUAAGGAGUGGCUAUUUUCUUUUGAAGUUUAUGUUUGGGUUUUGUUGAGGAUGUCUUACAGCUUUUUCGUUGCAAUAAGAAUUCUUUGUUUUAAUUCAUCAAAA